This is a messenger RNA of Penicillium digitatum Pd1, 1026 nucleotides long. RefSeq names its product ACP S-malonyltransferase. Gene Ontology annotation, molecular function: [acyl-carrier-protein] S-malonyltransferase activity. Lineage: Eukaryota; Fungi; Ascomycota; Eurotiomycetes; Eurotiales; Aspergillaceae. Gene Ontology annotation, cellular component: mitochondrion. The record is from RefSeq and is a predicted model, not a curated record. Gene Ontology annotation, biological process: fatty acid biosynthetic process.
AUGGCCAACACCUGGAUCGAAAGCUUCCCUUACACUGCAGCUAAGGUUUUGGACGAGAUGGAUAGCACUCUCGGGUUCAAACUGUCCAGCAUUAUAUCCGACGGCCCCAAUUCCAAGCUCAACAAAACGGAAAACUCACAGCCUGCAGUCAUGGCAAUCUCAGUCCUAAUACUUCGUAUCUUGGAGCAGGAGCUCGGGUUCGACACUAAAUCUCGGGUCGACGUUACGCUUGGACAUAGCCUCGGGGAGUUCUCCGCAUUGGUUGCCGGAGGCUAUCUUGAAUUCGGAGAUGCUCUGCAAAUAGUCCAUGGUCGGGCUGAAAUGAUGGCCCAGUGUACGCGCCAGUUGACCGAGCAGUCAGGCGAAACAUAUGGCAUGGUUGCACUUCUCUGUGAACCCGAGCACCUGGAAAGUAUGCUUCUAACGGUCCAAGAAUUCAUUGGUUACAAGUCGCCGGGCUUUGGAAUCGACAGGGAUAACCAUGCACCAUCAAUUCAGCAAGUGGUGGUUGCAAACAUCAACUCGAAAAAUCAAAUCGUGCUAAGUGGUAGUCUUGACCGAAUCAAAACCCUUCUGGUCCAAAUGCGUCAAUUUGGAGGCCACGACCCCCGGGCUGUCAGACUGAAAAGUGACAGCCCUUUUCAUAUCCCUGCUAUGGCGCUAGCUGCGGAUUAUAUGAGAGAUGCCCUCGAGAAAAUCAACAUCACAUUCCCCACAUCAAUGCCAUGUAUAUCAAAUGUUACCGCCUUGCCCUUCCAGUCCAAGGAAGACAUCAAGGAUCUCCUUUCAAGACAGUGCACUGAUACAGUGAGAUGGUGGGAUAGCAUUCGCUAUCUUGAUCAGGUACGAGGCGUGAAGCGGUGGAUCGGAAUUGGACCAGGAAAGGUCGGCAGGAAUUUGGUUGGCAAAGAGGUUGGAAGGGUUGACAUCAAAGGUGGUGGAGUGUGGGCAGUUUGCAACCCUCAUGAAAUGUCAGAGAUCAUGGUUGCCUUGGAGCAGACUGAAGUCGAAACAGAAAACCACUGA